AUGACAAAAGAGAAUGAUUUUGACAUGAUAAUAAUGAAUCCUAUUAUCUUGGAAAGUAAAUGUUCACCACGUCUGUAUCCAUCUCCACAAAAUGAUUACUUAUUUCAGAAUAACGAAGAAAUAACAGCCUAUGAUCAAUCAUGUGAAUCAGAUAUAAUUGAUCAAAAUUUUGCUGCUCGAAUUAUUCAAAGAUCAUGGUGUUCUUACAGAAAUAAACAGCUAUUUCGCCUCCUCAAGCACACAAUCUGUGCAGCGGAACACUGCCUGACAACUAACAUUCUAAGAAAACUUCAGCUCUCCGAUGCUGAGCUCCUGAAGGAUACCAGCUUGUCAUAUAAGAUCAGAUUCAGGUUUGCCGGAGAAGAAUUUCCACCUAUCCUUGUGUUUAAGAUUUUUCAACACGUUGGGAAUUGUAAAAAUCACUAUAUAAGUGGGAAAAGAAUAAUCAGACCUGCGACUGAGGCAGCAGCUGCUUCCUGCAAAAUUAUGGGACACAGGAAGUUCUACGACCUUAUUAUAGAAGAUAACCUUCAGUAUCAAAGAACCAAAAUAGCAGAUGAAACUGAUGUUGUUACAAUGAAAGAUUAUAUGCAGUACAUAAGUAGUCUGGAUGAGACUCCGGCUUAUCUUGGUGGAAAAGACAACUACUGGAGAAUGUUGACCCUGACAAACCUACCCAGGACAACAAUUAUGUAUGACAUAAUGGACUAUGUUCAAAACAAAACUUUAUCUCAGCGUUUGAAAGAUGAAUUGCCAACUCUGUUUUCUAAACCCACUACUGAAGAGAUUCAACUUCAACAUAUUAGAACCAUCUCUCAGACCAGAUCACCAACUCCAUCCAUAAGCAUUCCUCCAACUCGAUCGUCAACAUCCACAAAAGCAGCAAGAAAGACGCAACGCCGUUCUUACAAAGCACGACGAAAGGUUUCCAAAAUGAGAAAGAUUUAUGGUUUGGAUAAAAACAAAGAGGAAGUCCUGAAUAACCCUACUCAUCACAGUUAUGCACAGGAUGGUUCACAGAUUAUCACCAGUUGUGAUCAAGAUAAGAGAAGUCCAGCUGUUCACUUAACUUCUGAUGAAGAGUGGGAGCAUGAAGUGGAUGAACUCUAUGCUUGGACACAAGAACUAUCGCUUGACUAUUAG
Molecule: messenger RNA, 1143 nt
Organism: Hemiscyllium ocellatum (epaulette shark)
Lineage: Eukaryota; Metazoa; Chordata; Chondrichthyes; Orectolobiformes; Hemiscylliidae
Gene: c12hxorf58
Product: chromosome 12 CXorf58 homolog
Exons: 9
Coding region: 1-1143 (380 amino acids)
Source: RefSeq, a predicted model, not a curated record